Nanorana parkeri is the source of this 606-nucleotide messenger RNA. RefSeq names its product ribonuclease H1-like. NCBI's taxonomy places the organism in Eukaryota, Metazoa, Chordata, Amphibia, Anura, Dicroglossidae. Gene Ontology annotation, molecular function: nucleic acid binding; RNA-DNA hybrid ribonuclease activity. The record is from RefSeq and is a predicted model, not a curated record. The transcript has 7 exons. The coding region runs from base 1 to 606 and encodes 201 amino acids. Gene Ontology annotation, biological process: DNA replication, removal of RNA primer.
AUGCCGUACGCCGUGCGCAGAGGCCGCCAUGCGGGAGUCUAUGACACCUGGGACGAAUGCAGAGAGCAAGUGGACCGCUAUCCAUCAGCAAGAUACAAAAGGUUUUCAACAUUCCAAGAAGCCAACAGCUUUGUAGAUGAGCGAGACUAUCCACCAAGAAGAGAAAGGUCAGCAAUGGUAUACACUGAUGGAUGCUGUUCUCGCAACGGCAGAUAUGGAGCUACAGGUGGAAUUGGUGUCUACUGGGGUCCUGACAGUUCACUAAACGUUUCUGAAAGAUUGGAAGGAAGACAGACGAAUCAGAGGGCUGAGAUACAGGCAGCCUGCAAGGCCGUACAACAGGCACAGAGUCAGGACAUUAAUAGGCUUAAUGUUCGUACAGACAGCGAGUUCACUAUAAAAGGUAUGACCGAAUGGGUGCCUAGAUGGAAGCAAAAUGGCUGGAAAACUAUCCAUGGUGGGGAUGUUGUCAACAAGGAGGACUUUCAGAAAUUGGAUAAUCUCUGUAAACAAGUUGAUGUCACAUGGACUCAUGUUCCAGGACAUACUGGUCAUGAGGGAAAUGAAAUGGCUGACCAUCUGGCAAGGAGCGGAGCAAGAAAAUAA